Messenger RNA from Schistocerca cancellata (South American locust), 555 nucleotides. RefSeq lists its product as uncharacterized. NCBI's taxonomy places the organism in Eukaryota, Metazoa, Arthropoda, Insecta, Orthoptera, Acrididae. The record is from RefSeq and is a predicted model, not a curated record. The coding region runs from base 1 to 555 and encodes 184 amino acids. The transcript is spliced from 2 exons.
AUGGGAAAAACCAAAAUAUGCCUAAACGCAAAUAUUGCAAAAACGCAAAAAUGGCUAAAUCGUAAAUAUGGCAAAAAGCAAAUAUGGCAAAAACGGAAAUAUGGCAAAAAAGCAAAUAUGGCAAAAAAGUUAAUAUGGCAAAAACGCGAAUGUGGCCAAAACGCAAAUAUGGCAAAACCGCGAAUAUGGCAAAAACGCGAAUAUGGCAAAAACGCGAAUAUGGCAAAAACACAAAUAUGGAAAAAUCGUAAAUAUGGCAAAAACGCAAAUAAGGGAAAAAAUUAUGGCAAAACCGCAAAUAUUGGAAAAACGCAAAUAUGGGAAAAACGCAAAUAUGGGAAAAAUGAUAAACGCAAAUAUGGCGAAAACGCAAAUAUGGCAAAAACACAAAUAUGGCAAAAUCGUAAAUAUGGCAAAAACGCAAAUAUGGGAAAAACGCAAAAAUGGGAAAAGCGCAAAUAUAGCAAAAACGCAACUAUGGCAAAUACGCAACUAUGGCACAAACGCAACUAUGGCAAAAACGCAACUAUGGCCAAAACGCCACUAUGGCAAUAA